Messenger RNA from Solanum dulcamara, 330 nucleotides. RefSeq lists its product as uncharacterized. The transcript is spliced from 2 exons. Lineage: Eukaryota; Viridiplantae; Streptophyta; Magnoliopsida; Solanales; Solanaceae. The record is from RefSeq and is a predicted model, not a curated record. Bases 1 to 330 code for a protein of 109 amino acids.
AUGCAGAAGGCCUUAGAUCCUGUGAGGGUGAUUCAGGAUAGGCUCAGGACAACCCAGAGUAGACACAAGAGCUAUAUGGAUCGUAGGGGCCGACCAUUGAGAUUUGCCAUUUGUGACAGACAUCGGUAUGUUCCAGACGAGUCACAUGUGCUUCAGUAUGACUCAGUUGACUUGGAUAAUCGUUUGAGCUAUAUUGAAGAGCCAGUAGCUAUUUUGGACAGAGAUGUCAGACAGUUGCAUUCUAGAGCUAUCCCUGUGGUUAAGGUCUAUUGGAGGCAUCGUCCAGUAGAUGAGGCUACCUGGGAGACUGAGCAUGAGAUGCAGGCAUAG